GGCAGGUGCUGAGAGAUGACUGAGAGCCUGCGCUCUGUAUUUGCGGAAAUGCUGGGGUUGUGCGCUGCUGGAUUGAGCUGAGAGUGCGUCUGCUUUCACAGCCGUAAAUCGAGUUAACCUCUGUUUACUUUCUACUUUAUUCUUCCCCAGUAUGCCUGUGUUCUCCUCGUGAAACACCAGCUAAGAAGUGCGCAGCUUCGCACAGCAGGCCAGCGCGAGGGCGCUUUUUCGUAAAAGACUUCUCACACGUUACUUCGACUGAAGAACUGUUCCUCUUCAGAUGAAAAAAUGAGCGAAAAAACAAAUGAAAGAAACUUUUGGAGGAGCUCUUGUCAGCUUUAGGAGUGACUGUUUAUCUUCGAGCAGAUGCUCAGAUGUGUCUUGCUUGCUGUUCUCUGGAUUUCACCUCAAACUAAACUUCAGUCAUGGGCCUCUUUCCAUCCAUAUCCAAGAUCAUGAGGAAGGGGAAGGGUCUGUUUCUUCUGCUGUUGUGUCUGUGCGUUGUAGCAUGGAUAGCAACAUUCUCAAAUGAUGACACAGUUAAGUCUGUCCAGGAGGGAUCGAAUCCUCUUGACGACAGGAGUGUCGAGGGCUUUGCUCAGCUGGAGCUGGAAUCAGAGAUGAUGCAGAGCUUAGAGGAGCAGCAGUCUGUCAGAAAGAGCUGUCCAGAGCAUUCACCCCUGCUCCGAGGCGCUAUCAAGCUGUCAUUUGAUCCCUCGCUAACGAUAGAGCAGGUAGAGAGUGACAACGGGGAGGUGGUGGAGGGUCAGUAUAACCCCUCUGACUGUGAGGCCAGACAGAGCGUGGCCAUCCUUAUCCCUCACAGAAACAGAGAGAAGCACCUGCUCUACCUCCUCCACCACCUCCACCCGUUCUUACAGAGGCAGCAGCUUCACUACGCCAUCUACAUCAUUCACCAGGCUGGAGAUGCUACAUUUAACAGGGCAAAGUUAUUAAAUGUGGGCUACCUCGAGGCUCUGAAAGACCAGAGCUGGGACUGUUUCAUCUUCCAUGAUGCUGAUCUAGUUCCUGAGAACGAUCAUAAUUUAUACAUGUGUGAGGAUCAGCCUAAGCACUUAGUAGUGGGGAGGAAUUCCACUGGGUACAAACUCCGAUACAAGGGUUACUUUGGGGGAGUUUCGGCCAUGACGAAGGAGCAGUUCCACAAGGUCAAUGGCUUCCCAAACUCCUACUGGGGCUGGGGUGGAGAGGACGAUGACCUGAGAAUAAGGGUGACGCUGCAGAAAAUGUCAAUAAUCCGUCCAUCCCUGGAAGUGGCGCGCUACACCAUGGUCUUUCACAAUCGGGACAGCGGCAAUCAAAUCAAUGAAGAAAGGAUGCAUCUGUUACGCCGCACUCAUCAAGCGUGGAAAACUGAUGGCUUGAACUCCUGUUCCUACAAGAUUCUGUCUGUCCACAGAGCACCACUCUUCAUCAACAUCACCACGGACAUUGGCCAGCCGGAGAUUGCUCUUUGAGUUUUUGGAUACUGAAAUUCAAGAGACCGUUUGCAUUCACCAGUGCCUGUCAGAUCUAGUGCUAAGUGUUGUUGUUCACACCAGCUUGCACUGUGGAUCUGUCCAACUUUACUCUUUAUGGCCCUGAGAGAUGAAAUGGCCAGACUUCUGAUCAAACACUACUUUUUAAGUAUUACAGUAAUCACGUAGAAUUGAAUUAGUCUGGUCAGGUGAACCUUUCGGGGUUGAAUUUCCAUUCAUUACCUCUAGUUAUGAAGUUAUAGGUUCAUAUAAUGGGACUUGUGCUCAUUUAGGUCAUUACAAAAUAUGGCACAGCAUCUGGGAGUAAUGGAAAUCAAAGAAGCUGGACCUGACUGAUCAAUAGUAUUUAGACUUAAAUAUUGAUAUUGACGUGAAUGUAUAUGGAUGCCUAAGUCUUUAUAAUAAGUCUGCAUGUUCUACAGUGAUGAUGAUUUCAGCUGAACGUGCUUAUAAUGUCUGUCUGGUGGAAAAUUAUAGAUAUUGUAGUGGGUGUUUGGGUCCAAUGAUAUGGUUUAAUCAGUUCAGUUUCGUUUCAGUGAAAUGUAGCUGUAGAUGGGUUAAUUAUUUUACAUGUAGGUCAUUGUUCAGACGCAAUGACUGUUCAACUCAUAAAACUGUGUGGUGUUACUGUAUCUCACUGAAUUUAUGAUCAAAGGAAAUUAGACUUUUGUUUACUUAGGAUAAUAUCAUCUUCUAGGCGAAAUCUUCUCUGUUUUGAAAGAUCACAUGCUGUCACGAUCAGAAUUUGUUAGAAAUU
Molecule: messenger RNA, 2256 nt
Organism: Sinocyclocheilus grahami
Lineage: Eukaryota; Metazoa; Chordata; Actinopteri; Cypriniformes; Cyprinidae
Gene: b4galt4
Product: UDP-Gal:betaGlcNAc beta 1,4- galactosyltransferase, polypeptide 4
Exons: 7
Coding region: 426-1478 (350 amino acids)
Biological process (GO): carbohydrate metabolic process
Cellular component (GO): Golgi apparatus
Molecular function (GO): galactosyltransferase activity
Source: RefSeq, a predicted model, not a curated record